CACUGAAAAUAACACCAGAAAAAUUAUCAGAAAUUUGUGGUUAUAAUAAAGCUGUAAAAAUGAGUGAAGAUAUUCAAAGGAAAGUACAGUCAGAAUUAGAUAACUUAAAGAGAGUUCAGAAAGAGCUGCAGAAAACCAUUCAAACAAGGCAGCAGCUAGAUGGUCAACUCAACGAGAAUGAAAUUGUCAAACAAGAAUUAGAUCUCUUGCCUAGUGAUGGAAAAGUAUAUAAAUCAGUAGGACCCGUUCUCAUCAAAACAGAGUUGGUGGAAGCAAAACAAAAUGUCCGCAAAAGAAUUGAUUAUAUAACCAAAGAAAUGAAGAGAAUCGACGAUGCCAUUUCAUCUCUAGAUAGAAAACAGGAGAACCAUCGAGAUGCCUUGCAAAAACUGCAACACCAGUUUCAACAAGCUCAGUUGAAAGCCGCCCUUCAUGCUUGAUGAAUCUUCCUAUUUUAAUAUGUUAUUUCUCGAUUAAAUUAUCCAAUCCUCACUAAUAUAGAAAUGACAGGCGACUAAUAAGUUAGAACUUGCAUACUCUUUCAUGUUUUCUAUACUAACUAGUAGAAGAAUGUCUGUAAAUACAAAAUUCCUAUGAAACCUUUUUUUGUAUUACCGAACAACUUUCAUGUGAAACAUAAUUAUUAUACUGUUUCUGCAUAAGUAAAGAUUUGUAUUUCAAAUUGUAUUUUUACUUUUGUAAUUUAGGUAAAUAGAGUAUACCUGAUUCAA
Messenger RNA from Leptinotarsa decemlineata (Colorado potato beetle), 731 nucleotides. It is a transcript of the gene Pfdn6, whose product is annotated as Prefoldin 6. Gene Ontology annotation, cellular component: cytoplasm; prefoldin complex. The record is from RefSeq and is a predicted model, not a curated record. Gene Ontology annotation, biological process: chaperone-mediated protein complex assembly; protein folding. Gene Ontology annotation, molecular function: protein-folding chaperone binding. NCBI's taxonomy places the organism in Eukaryota, Metazoa, Arthropoda, Insecta, Coleoptera, Chrysomelidae.